Molecule: messenger RNA, 990 nt
Organism: Thlaspi arvense
Lineage: Eukaryota; Viridiplantae; Streptophyta; Magnoliopsida; Brassicales; Brassicaceae
Source: the annotation of a GenBank genome assembly
AUGUACCCCAAAUCCCUCGCUUCUCAGUUUCUUCGGGCCCAAAAUUCCAUCCAGAUGGACGAACAUUGCUUGGUCAUGUGCGGCAAAUGGAUCUGUGGAGAUGACGGUAAGUGGGAUUUCGUUAUUGACAAGCAGAUGAUGUCGAGAGUAGUCCAAAUGAGUGAGAAUAUGGGUUUAGUUGAGUUAAAGGAGAGGGUUCUUAGAGAAUUCUACGGCGAGGGAGUCGUCGCCGUUUCUCCUUCCCUCAGUUAUUGGCCAAAAAACAGCAUGGAGCUGACGACCGGGAAAACUACACCGCCGGUGCUGGUUACAAAUACAGGGGCCAUAAGCUUCUUUUUCAAACACCUCCGCGCAGACAGAAGAAUGAACAUGUUUGUGUCUUUCUCUUCCGAUGCCGAUUACAUCACACCAGCUCAACCGAAGAAGGGGCGAAAUAUCUUCCAAACUCUCAACGAGCCAACCAGGAGUGGUUCUGGUUUCGAUGAGUUCGGUGGUUACGGUUCAUCUGUUGGGUCGAAGAACCUGCAUGUAUACUGCGAAGAUGAAGAUAUUCUUAGCCACAUCCAGGAAGCAGAGGCUAAGUGGGCAGAAGGCAGCACCCGUAAACUGAGCCGUUGCAGCAGUGAAGAGACAAUACUAUCAGAAUCAGAAGAUAAUUGCCAUGAGGUUCCAUCUGAUGUUGAAGUUUGUGAAGCUGGGUACGACAAAGAGUUUUGGGAGCGCAUCAUAGCCGACCCGCUUACCGGAAUGGAUGCUUUCGACGUACUCUGUCCUGAGCGCGAUGAUCUUGAUGGGAAGAAAAUCGAGAACGACAUGAAGGGAGAGUACUUCUGUACAACGAAUGAUGCUUUCGACCACAAAGUCGUACCCGAGGGCACCCACGUCGAUGCUUAUCCAAAGGCCACGAGGAACAAGAAAGUUGUGCCGAAUAAGUGUGGACGUUGCCAACAAUCGGGCCAUAAUCGCACCAGAUGCACCAACCCACUAUGA